GGGCUGGGAAAACAUGUAACGGCGAAAGGUUCGGUGUACCGACCCGCGACAGUCCUCACUGAGACCCAGUUCACCGAAAGACACCAACUCUCUUAUAUCAUAUUGGGACUCUAUGGGGUAGUGGGGAAGGCCUAGUCCCCCACCUUGAUCAGGCCAGACACCCCCACACACCCCCUGCUCCCCAUGGACAAACAAGGCGCCAUGAGUACACCAGGCAAAGUCAGCGGGCUCAAACCCCCCAGUAAAAUACUCCGUCCAUCUGUGGUGCCGGGAAAGACGUCCCCGUCCUCUGGUGCUCCAAAGCCAGUUCCUCCUGAGAAGCCCCCCGGCAGCGUGACCUCCCCCACCACGGAUGGAGGUGCUGACUAUCAGAUCGGGGAGAGGGUCUGGGUCAAUGGCAACAAGCCCGGCUACGUGCAGUUUAUCGGGGGCACGCAGUUCGCUCCCGGCCAGUGGGCGGGCAUUGUGCUGGACGAGCCGAUCGGGAAGAACGACGGGUCGGUGGCAGGGGUCCGGUACUUCCAGUGUGAGGAUGGGAAGGGGAUAUUCACGCGGCCUUCAAAGCUAUCCAGGACCGCACUGCCGGAGAAGGAGGCGAACGGGGGCCAGCCGAGCCCAGCACAAGGAGCCUCGGCAGCCAGCGAGGCUGCACCUGUCACCGCUACCUCAACUGCUCAGGGCACCGGCAUAAAGACCAGUGGUGUACUUAACCGCAUGCUCACGUCCAGCGAGUCGGUGUCAAACCUCUCAGAGACGGAUUCCAUGAAGAAGAACAGGAGGGAGCUGAGGCUGGGAGACCGAGUGCUGGUGGGUGGCACCAAGGCAGGAGUAGUGCGGUUUCUGGGAGAGACAGACUUUGCUAAGGGAGACUGGUGUGGAGUGGAACUGGAUGAGCCACUCGGGAAGAAUGAUGGAGCUGUAGCAGGGACCAGAUACUUCCAGUGCAUGCCCAGGUUCGGUCUGUUCGCUCCGGUCCACAAGGUGACUCGUAUCGGCUUCCCCUGCACAACACCUACCAAGGCCAAGAGCUCACGGAGGAGGUCCGCCCUCAAGAGGAGCCCCAGCGCUUCCUCCAUCAGCUCGCUCAGCUCCGCCACCUCCUCCAUCAGCGGCAAACCCAGCCGAGCAGGACUGCUGACGGAGACAUCUGCUCGGUACGCUCGUAAGAUUUCUGGUACCACAGCGCUGCAGGAGGCUCUGAAGGAGAAGCAGCAGCACAUCGAGCAGCUGCUCGCUGAGAGAGACCUGGAGAGAUGCGAGGUCGCAAAGGCAACCAGCCACGCAGGAGAGGUGCAGCAGGAGCUGGCUGUGAUGAGGAAAGGCCGGGACCAGUAUGCCCUGGAGAUGGAGGCGAAGCUCGAUCAGCUGCGUUCACUGGUGGAAGCGGCAGAUCGAGACAAAGUGGAGCUGCUCAACCAGCUGGAGGAGGAGAAAAGAAAAGUGGAGGAUCUGCAGUUUCGUGUGGAAGAAGUGUGCAUCACCAAAGGAGACCUCGAGACGCAGACCAGGCUGGAGCAUGCCCACAUAAAGGAGCUUGAGCAGAGCCUGCUCUUUGAAAAGACCAAAGCUGAAAAACUCCAGAGGGAUUUAGAGGACACUAGGGUGGCCACCGUGUCCGAGCGCUCCCGGAUCAUGGAGCUGGAGCGGGAGGUGGCAGAUCUCCAGCUCAGGCUCCGGGCGUCCCAGCAGAAGGAGGAUGCUGCGUCUCUGUCUCAGCAACAGAUCAGCAGCCUCAAGGCCCAGGCGCAGUCUCAAGAGAAAAAGAUAAGCGAGCUGAGCGUCGACCUGGAGAGCAAACAGAAAGAGCUUCAGUCUGUGCAGCAAGAGAAGAGUUGUGUGGAGCAGCAGCUGACCAGUCUGAGACAAAAGCUUGAGACGGCCGAGGAGGAGAACAGGAGGACAGCAAAGACCAUGCAAGAACUGGAGCAGAGUGCGGAGCAGUCAAAGAAGGACUACCAGACCCUGACAGAGCAGAGCCAGUGCAGAGAGAAAGAGCUGCAGGUCCAGCUGACACAGGCCACUGAGACGUCGGAGAGGACGGGUCUGUUGCUGGAGCAGCUGACCAAUGAGAAUAAGACACUGGAGACACAGAACUCCAGAUACCAGGAGGAGCUCAGUCUGUCGAAGGAGCGCAGCAGCUCAGAAAACCAGCGUAUCGGCGUCCUCUGCAAGGAAAUCGAGGAGCUGAAGCUGGCCUCCCAGAAGUCUCAGCACCUUGACGAGCACAACGAGGACCGCAACAGUCAGACACCAGACAUGAAGACCAGAGAAAACAUCUCCAAUCAGGAAACGGAGGGAGAAGUAAAAUUCCAGAAAUCCACUGGAGCCUUAAUCUCAGACAAAGAUCGGGAACUGGAAACUCUGAGGAAUGAGAUCGCGGUUCUGCGAGGAGAAAACGCCAUGGCCAAGACCCUGCAGUCGGCCGUGGAGACGCUGGAGAGAGACAAAGCUCAGCUGCAGGGCCGUGUUCACAGUCUAGAGCAAAGGCUCAUGGGAACGCAGGCCUCAGAGGGAGAGGACAGGGAAGCUCCACCGUCAGGUGACGCAGCUCUGGAGCAGCUGAGGGAGGAGAAGGAGUUCGCUGAGGGACAGAUCAACUUCCUGAACAGCGUGAUCGUGGACCUGCAGCGGAAGAACGAGGAGCUGAAGAUCAAACUGAAGAAGCUCGCUCUGGCUGAGUUCAACGGCAACGACGGGACCGAUGGUUUUGGUGAAGCCGUGUCGAAGCGGGAAAAGAAGCCGACCCCCCGUCUGUUCUGCGACAUCUGCGACUGCUUCGACCUCCACGACACCGAGGACUGUCCCACUCAGGCCCAGAGCCCCGACUCCGUACCUCACACCACCUAUCACGGCAACCCGGCCGAAGAGAGGCCCUACUGCGACAUCUGCGAGGCCUUCGGACACGCCACGGAGUCCUGCAACGACGACCAGACCUUCUAGAGGUUCCAAAAACUCUCUCCCUACAUUUUCAUCCCUUCCCUCUCCUCUUUCUUCUUCAGCACUUCUCACCUUUUACUCUCCUGCUACAUCCCCCACAAUCCAGCCCGACAUGCCUGCAGAUUUUUCCAUAACGUAUUUUUAUACUGUAUUUAUGCAUUUCACUGGUAGCCGCUGUCCUGAUCUCAGCUCUUUUUCUCUGAAGAUAAACUGUUCUGUGAUGCAGAAUGCUCGUCCAAAUAUGCUGCUUUGGUGCAAUAUUGAUGUUUAUGACAAAAGGAAUCCGUCCUCUGCACUUGUCGUUUUUUAACGUGUUGUUUUGCAUUUAAGUUUGUUUUCUGAAAUAAGCAGAAGUGAUGUUUCACAUUCGUUGUUUUUUUGGGGGCUUUAUUUUUUGAAUUAGCAAAACAAAGUGAUGCAACGAAGUGAAGCACAGUAGAAACUGAAGGGAAACUGAAGCUCCUUUCCGACUUUACAUUCCUCAGUCUGUACGGCUACCAACCAAUCAGAGGGAGUGAUACUGCCACGUCAAACAGUUUACUAAUGUUUAUGUUUAGUCCAAAGCCCUUCCUCCAGUGUAUCAACUCACAGCAGAGUGUCAGGGCCACUUGUAGGAAAAAAGGAUUUCAACAUUUGGAAAAUACAUUUGUAAUUUUUAUGAGAAAAACUCAAUAUUUUGACCAAAACAAAAGUAAGAUUUUGAAGAAAAAGAUGAGGAAUAUUUACAGAAUAUUCUCAAUAUUUUACAACUUUAUUCUUAAAAUAUAACUUAACAUUAUGACUUUUACGACUUUAUAUUUACUUUAUGCUCAAAACAUUGCAACAUUAUUUUGAAAAUACUUUCUCAUAAUAUUACAGCAUAAUGUAGAAAUAUUACUAAGUUACUCUCAAGAUAAUGCAACUUUUUUCUCAUAAUAGCAACUAAAAAACUUAUUUCUCAAAAUAUUAAGACAAUAUUCUUGUAAUAUUAUAACUUUAUUCUAGAAAACUUUUUCUCUGAAUAUUAAAAACUUUUUCUCUGAAUAUUACGACUUAAUUCUUCUGAUAUUGUGAUUUCAGUUUUUUUUAUAAUAUCACAUCUUUAUACUUGAUAUAUUACGACUUUUUUCUCAUAAAUUUUUGACUUUUAAUUUUGACUUUAUUCUCAAAAUAUUCUGACCUUGUAGUGGCCCUGAUCCUCCGCUAGCUAACGAUCCUAGCUAGAUGUUAACCUGUGGUAAACUCACACAUUAAUAAUUUAACAUGAGAGAAGUUCAGUCUUGACCUUGGAAAUCGUGGUUUCCACGGUUACUGGUUCUUUUCCAGAGCUUUUAACUGAAUCUCACAGAGUUAAGCAUUUUAGUCUCGAGACUCAGGAAUAAACAGUUUACUCCUGUGUUUACAUCUGUUUAUGAAGACUGUGAGAAGCAACUGAAAGCUUCAGAAAAGGCUAGUAAGUGGACAUUGAGUUAAAGGGACACCUCACAUAUUUUACAAAUACAGGUCAGUUCAUUUGUUUACUCGCUCACUUUUCUUGUAGGAAGUGGCUCUAAAGCAUUUGUGUGACUGACAAAACAAUCUCACUACAAGGUCCCUUUAAUUUGGGAUCUGGAGCUUUCGAUCGUAUCACACAAUCUUUCUCAGCAGAUGGAGUUUGCGCAGUUGUGGUGGAAUUAUAGAUCUUCAAAAUUUCCAUUUUUAUUAUCGCUUUAAAGUUGAGAUUUUAUGAUUCCAUGACAAGUGGGCGACUUGAUUGAAAGCUCCAGAACAGCUACUAAAUGGACUUUAUGGUGAGGUUAUUUUGUCAGCAACUGUUUCUAAGGUCACAAAUGAACUUUCUGUUUUAACAUUUUUGUGUAUUUACAUCUCCAGAGGUCAGUGUCGGUUAAUAAUCUUUAUUAAUGCCACUGAAAGUCACUGAGGAUUUGUUGUAGUUGAUGAUGAAUUUGUUGCGUUUUGUUAUUUAUUGUCUAAUCUUUCACUAACCAGUGAUGUUCCCACAGAGAAAUAAGCUAGCACUGAUUGAAAGUGUAUAGUCUGUACUAGGACUACUGUAGUAUACUGUAGGUGGGCUUUUGAAAACAUCUGCCUCGUGUUACAGGAACUGACCCAGAUGAAACUAUAGACGCCUCCGCUCACUUAGAUUUGCACUGUCCACUUUAAAGAUUCAACAGAAACACACGGCGCUUUAAUGUUAUGAUUCUAACGUUAUUUAAAAGUUAUUUUAUCAAUAAGGUCAGUACAGAUCCUUCAGUACUACUGCCCUCUUUAAAGCUAAAGUUUGACAUUUUGGGAAAAACACACUUAUUCACUUUUACAUGAGAAGUUUUUACAAGUUACCACUUUCAUAUCCGUCUGGUAAAUGUGAAGCUAGAGCGGGUUAGCUUAGCACAAAGCCUGGACACAGGGGACACAGUUAGCCUGGCUCUAUCUCCUGCAGGACCCGAGUGAAAUUGUUGUUUUUAUACUUUAAUACUAGACAAACAAGAUAUUACACGUCUGUUUACAGGUACUGUUACCUAGGUGAAAAAAAGUUCUAUGAAUUUUUAAGAAGCUCAGGAAAGAGCUGCAUGAAAUUUGAUAAAUGUCUGAAGAGUUUAGAAGUUUGAAAUGUUAAAAAAAAACAAAAGGGGGGUAAGAAAGAAGUGAGUUCACCCAAACGUCUGUGGCCAUCAAGUGGCAUCGUGGGUAAUGUAGGCGUCAGGUUUUGACGAGAAAGAAGAAUGUGUGGAAUAAAAAAAAAAAACGAUUUAAACAAAAACAGUGAUAUCAGUUUUUCUCAUGCGAGUCCAGACGCCUGGAAGUGAAUAAUCUCAUUUCCCCAAAAUGUUGAACUAUUCCUUUAAAUCAACCCUGUACAGAAACAUGUAUUUGACUUAUCUUGUUCUUAAGCACAAUUUUGGAUCAUAUUGAAUCUUCCAGUGUAACAGUGUAUAAUACAUGACAUGACUAACCAUUGACACUAGUCUUUGUAAAUACUAAUCAGAAACCUCCUUCUGAUAAAUGUGUACACAGUGCCAUGGAACAAAAGAUAGCUUUUAUGUGUACUACAUUUUAUUUUUCUGCCCUGUUGAUAAGAUUGACGUCGUAUAAGGAGGUUUCCGCUCCAGGGGAAAAACAAAGCCCGUUUGUAUAGACUUUAAAACAUUGUGUACUUUAUAAGUGAUAUGUCUAAUUAUUGUUAUUAGUGUAAUGUUUUAUAUGUAACAACUUCAGGCACAGUGUAUAAAUGGUUUCCAAAUGUUCAGACCAUUUUACAGAUGUUGAUGUGGUGUAAGAAAUGUCACUGUUUUCUAUGUACUGUAUACUCCUGAACAGUCCUAUAGAAAUACUAAGAA
Seriola dumerili (greater amberjack) is the source of this 6254-nucleotide messenger RNA. RefSeq names its product CAP-Gly domain-containing linker protein 1-like (gene clip1b). Bases 184 to 2940 code for a protein of 918 amino acids. The record is from RefSeq and is a predicted model, not a curated record. Gene Ontology annotation, biological process: positive regulation of microtubule polymerization; cytoplasmic microtubule organization. The transcript is spliced from 23 exons. NCBI's taxonomy places the organism in Eukaryota, Metazoa, Chordata, Actinopteri, Carangiformes, Carangidae. Gene Ontology annotation, molecular function: microtubule plus-end binding. Gene Ontology annotation, cellular component: nucleus; cytoplasm; microtubule plus-end.